AUGGACAAAAAUGAUUCAAGUGAAAAUGAGAAAAAACGUCGUAGAGAUGUUAGAACCAGAUGUCAAGGAAAGCUUCGAAUAACAAGACAAGAGGAUGGGAAAUGGUUGGUGGACUCAUUUAAUGACACACACAAUCACGACUUGACCAUGACACCUACGAAGGUGAUGAAGCAUCGAUCUCAUAGCAGUUUUCACCAUUCAAUAGAAGUUGAGUCUCAAAGGGCUGUCGAAGAAGAUGAAGACUUCAAGACUAUGAACUCAAGGCCGAUUCUUUCUUCAGUGCAUCCAAUCGAAGUGGAAGCCGGUCAAUGUUAUACUAGAAAGAUGUUUGAUACUUUCAAAAAAGAAUGGACUGAAGCUAUUACCAAUUUAACUCAUGAGACUAUAGGAAAAACUAUAGAAGAAAGCACAUACCGAGUUGGGCAAUUGGAUGUUGAUAAAAAAUAUUGGCGCAGUGUUACCUUUCGUUCUUUAGAUUAA
Lactuca saligna is the source of this 480-nucleotide messenger RNA. NCBI's taxonomy places the organism in Eukaryota, Viridiplantae, Streptophyta, Magnoliopsida, Asterales, Asteraceae. The record is from the annotation of a GenBank genome assembly.